AUGACCACCAUUGAUCUGCGAUGGGACAUGGAGCUUGUGUUUGGGGUGGGGGGAGGAGAGUGCUUAGUUUUUGAACUAUGUCACAACAAGGACACUUUCGCUGGGACACAAUCGACUCUCAGUAUGCUGCGGAGCUGCAAAACAGAAUACGGGAUCGUUGGUAUGAAGGGCUGUGCGCUCACAGUUCUCCUCAACCUGUGUAUAACGUUGACCGGUGGAAUUGAAAUUCAGCCAAUCCCUCCGUACCCAAAGGUCAAUCAGUCCGUGAUCCUCAACGUUGGCGGUAUCACUGGGAUAUUCCGCAGCUUUGCGUGGUUUAAAGGAGCAGGCACUCAAGCAGCCAAUCAAAUUCUCUCAUAUUCUUCGAAAAACAAGCCACCGCUGACUCCUGGAAAUCAGUAUUUUUCUAGAGCAAAAGGACUCUCCAAUGGUUCGUUAGUCAUUUCGGAUCUUCUUAUCUCAGAUCGGGACACCUACACGGUGCAGGUCCAGACACAUAGUCUACAUACAGCUUCAAUAUACCUUCAUGUAUAUGAAAAUGUCACGAGACCCGUGGUCAGAGCAUCCAGCUGCGGCUUCUUGGAAAACGAAGCAGUCGAUCUCACAUGUGAUACGGCCAAUGCCGAGACAAUCCUAUGGAGCAGAGAAAAUGGCGGCCUUCCGUCUGAUGUCACCCUGUCCACAGAUAACAGGACCAUCAGCUUCUCCAAUAUUAAAGCAUCAGAUGCCGGAGAGUAUUGGUGUGAGGCUGGGAAUCCUGUUAGCCGGAGCAAGAGUGACUCUUACACACUGAUUGUAACCUGUCCGUGCCAAUCCCAUGGAGGGUCAUGUGCGGCAGUUACAUCUGGAAUCAUUUGUGGGACCAUCUUGGGGACAGCAAUAACCAUUGGUGCCGUUUUCCUUUUGUACAAAAACUAUGUCAUUUCCGUGAAAGACGUACAAAAAGAACUGCACCCUGGGAAUGAGAAUCCAUCCACUGUGUAUUAUAACGAGCAGAAUGUGGCAGAAGAUGAAGCUGCCACGGUGGAGCAAUCCUAUAUGAAUCAGGCUGCAGAUUUGGAACCAUCCUAUAUGAAUGAAGCUGCCAUUGUGGAAAGAUCCUAUAUGGUUUUUCAGGAUGAAGCCAUCAAAGAGGAGCCAUCCUAUAUGGACCUGGAGUUCCCAUCACAGGACACAUACACCGAUCUACAGCAAAAGGACAAAUGCUUCUCACACAUUUACUCUACGUAAUAUCCUCCUAUUGCAAGCACUGCCUACCUGUCGCCACGGUCAAUAUUUUGGGUUUCUGUUCGUUAAUAUUUUAGUUCAGUCGAUAAUACACCUUCAAACAUAUCCACAGUAAUAACGAAACGUCUGAUUCUCCACAAAACUUAACUUUCCAUUUUCCAAAUCUCCGCGUAUGACAAUAUGAUGAUGUAAUAUUAUGCUUUGCUGUUUUGGAACUGUAAAUAAAUAACACAUUUGCCUAAAUUCUUAUAAUAAAAAUAUCUAUCUUAAAAACAA
Molecule: messenger RNA, 1503 nt
Organism: Spea bombifrons (plains spadefoot toad)
Lineage: Eukaryota; Metazoa; Chordata; Amphibia; Anura; Pelobatidae
Product: carcinoembryonic antigen-related cell adhesion molecule 1-like
Exons: 10
Coding region: 1-1230 (409 amino acids)
Source: RefSeq, a predicted model, not a curated record